GUGUGUGUGUGUGUGUGUGUGUGUGUGUGUGUGUGUGUUCUUUUUCGAGGACUUGUCUCGUUACUGAUGGAGUGAAUAAAACCAAAAGCGACAGAGCUACAGUAGACUGCACGCACAUGCGCACGCACGCGCGCACAUACAAUGUGACGGGGAGCCGCACGCUGAAUUGGAGGGACAUGUGCAGGGAGACGCUUUGUGUUGUCACUAAUUAAAUGAUCGCAGAUCGGAGAGUGUUAACCUGAGAGAGAUGAAUUGAGGGUUUUCUUUAGCAACGGCGGGACGGACGGGUUUCUACCGGCGCGCCUCACAGCCAUGGCAUGGUUAUGCAUCUUAACUUUGGCCGUCAGUGUUCACGUUAACAAAGUACUGGCUGGGCCACGCUUCUCUCAGGAGCCAGCAGAUCAGUCGGUGGUGUUGGGGGAGCGAGUUGUACUCUCCUGUGUGGUGUUUAACUACACAGGCAUCGUCCAGUGGACCAAAGAUGGACUCGCUCUUGGCAUUGGAGAAGACCUUAGGGCAUGGCCACGUUAUCGUGUAUUAAGAAUCAUUGACGUGGGUCAGUAUAACCUGGAGAUUUCAUCAGCUGAGCUGUCAGAUGAUUCUCUGUAUGAGUGUCAAGCCACUGAAGCGGCUCUCCGAUCCAGAAGAGCUAAACUCACAGUCCUCAUUCCCCCAGAGGAUCCAGUAAUAGAAGGUGCUCCAGAGAUUUUGUUGACAGCAGGAAUCUCAUACAACCUGACAUGUGUGUCCCGAGGGGCCAAACCACUCUCCACCAUAGAGUGGUACAAGGAUGGAGUUAUAGUGGAAGGAGCUCAUACUAGCACUGAGGUUUUACCUGACAGGAAGCGAGUAACCACACGCAGUUUCCUGCCUAUUCAGCCAGUAGACACGGACACUGGACACAACUUCACCUGUAUUGCCUCCAAUCUGGCUGUGCCACUGGGAAAACGAGCCAGCGUCACACUCAAUGUGCACCAUGCUCCAACAGUUUUAUUAUCGAUUGAGCCUCGUUCAGUUCUAGAGGGAGAAAGAGUAACAUUUACAUGCCAAGCUACAGCCAACCCACCUAUCAUGGGAUACAGGUGGGCUAAAGGUGGAGUAAUCCUGGAGGGAGCGAGGGAGAGUGUGUUCGUGACUACUGCAGAUCACUCAUUCUUCACUGAGCCUGUUUCAUGCCAGGUGUUCAACGCUGUGGGCAGCACCAAUGUCAGCAUAUUGGUGGAUGUACACUUUGGUCCAAUCCUGGUAGUGGAACCAAGGCCUGUGACGGUGGAUGUGGACUCUGAUGUUACACUGAACUGUAAAUGGGCAGGAAAUCCUCCUCUUACUCUCACCUGGACAAAAAAGGGCUCCAGCAUGGUUCUCAGUAAUAAUAAUCAGUUGUAUUUGAAGUCAGUAAGUCAGGCUGAUGCAGGACAGUAUGUGUGUAAAGCCAUCGUACCCAGGAUUGGGGUUGGGGAGACAGAGGUCACACUGACUGUCAAUGGUCCACCAAUUAUUUCAAGUGAACCAGUUCAGUAUGCUGUAAGAGGUGAGAAGGGUGAUAUCAAAUGCUACAUUGCGAGCACACCUCCUCCUGACAAAAUUGUAUGGGCCUGGAAGGAGAACGUGUGGGAGAAAGACAGAGGCACUCUCUCUGAGAGGUACACAGUAGAGCAGAGCAAGCCAGCAUCAGAAGGGGGUGCUGUGCUCUCCACCCUCACCAUAAAUAAUGUGAUAGAGUCAGACUUUCAAUCUACAUACAACUGCACGGCCUGGAACUCAUUUGGACCUGGCACCAUGAUCAUUACACUGGCAGAGAGAGACAUUGUCCCUGUGGGUAUAAUAGCUGGUGGAAUAGUCGGUUCCUCCAUACUGCUGAUUCUGUUCUUGCUUGCCCUGGCCUUCUACUUCUACCGGCAACGAAAAGCCAGUCGUCGGGGGGUUGCAUUGAAGCCUGAUAUCAAAGUCGAGACAGUAAACAAGGAGACCCCAAGCCUAGAGGAAGAUACAGCAGUUGUCUCUACAGCAUCUCGCAUGUUUCUUCCCUCUGUCUCCCUCUCUCCCUCCACUCAGCCUUUCAAAGAGGAAACGGACCUGAAGCAUGACACACGCAGUGAAACACUGGAGACCAAGGAGGAUUAUGAGCUGAAGGACCCAACAAAUGGCUAUUACAAUGUGAGAGCAACGACCCAUGAUGAAGGGCGCUCCACGGCCCGCUACCAGGAAUUCCGCCCACCAAAUCCAGCUUCAGUCUCCACUUCUGCAGCAAGCUCAGCACCCAAUAUUAAUCCUGCUCCCAUUGGCCGCUAUGAACCACGCCCACCAUCUCGGAUUACACACAACACGUACGCCCACUUCAGCACCAUUGCCAGGACCAAACAAGGUCAGGGUCCACCCAAAGCAGCACUUCAGACCACAGACUAUUCCAGAGAAUGUGGACUCCUGGAAUCAACCAAUCAGCUCACUUAUGAUACGUAUGGAUACCAAAACACUGCGCAAUAUGCUCAGUACAGGCUUGGCUUUGCUCCACCACUUGAGGAAGGACCAGCGUAUGAGAUGUUUCCAACAGGACAGGGGCCAAGUCAAGGUGUAGGGCCAGAUGCUGGACUGGGGAAGUAUGGGAGCUCAACACGUUUCUCCUAUUCUUCUCCACCUACAGAAUACUCUCAGAGACACACGCAGAGGAUGCAAACACAUGUAUGAGAGUGGAACAGGACACCCAUAUUGGACUUAAAAUUGUGGUUAAUCAAAAGCUAGAUUCACAGAUUAGUGUAGCUAUCUCACGGUCACACAUACUGUACACACACAGACGUGUCCACACACAUUGUAUUUUGUACUGUAAUGUCUUCAUUGUGUGCCAUCAAUACAGUGCCAAACCAAGAUUAAAUAUGAAAUGCAAAGAUAAAAUAUAGAAAGGUUAAAGGGAUACAUUCACUACUUCUUAUCCAUUUAUAUAUUCUCUCCUCUAUUAUCCCUUUAUCCUAUUUCUCUUUUCCUGUCACCAUUUGUAAAUAUAUCUGAAAGAAGCAUUAACAAAGAUUGUUUCCUGAAGUAAAUACCUGCCCUAGUAUAUUAAGUUGGAUAACUGAGAAUAAGCUAUGGGAUUGUCCAUUUAAACCCAACUGUUUCCUAUGGGAAUCUGCAGAUGGCAACAGUUGAGAAACAUCUCCAGCAUCAAUUAAUCCAGUCUGUGACACAGGAUAAUAUGAAGGACAGUUUAUAUGUGUAUAUGCUCUACCAUGCAAAGUGUCAUUUGUAUCAUACUUGCAAGAGUUGCUGAAUGCCAUGAAAUAGUCAACAUUUAGAUUUUUGCUUGAAGGAAAAAGUGACUCAAGCCACUGUUCAUGGCAGCCCAUAAACUGGUGAUGGAAGCCUAUAUCAUUUAUAGUCAUUUUGUCUUAACAGUGCAUUAAUAACUGGCAGCUAUUGUAAAAAAAAAAAAAAAAAAAUAGAAUUUUCUAAAAACUCAUUAGUAGGUUCCUUGUACCCAGACAAACGUAAUUGGCUUAUUCCAGCUAUAUGAAUACAUUAAAUCAGCAUUGGCACUUUCUUACGAAGGGAUUUGUGUAGUGUUGUGGGGAAAAACUGCACAGUACUCAAUUUUAGGCCCUAAAAAGUUUUUUAACAAACUUAAAGGACACAUUACAAAUGUGUGAACAACAGUUUGGCUCCACUAUUUCUGGAAAAAAGGCAGAUAAAAGCCUGUAUUUAUAAACCUUUGUGACUGCACUUUUUCUCAUUUUGUCUCUAAUGUAUUAGUACAUUUAGAAUUCUAAGGUAUAACUCUAAACUUCCAAGGUAAUUAAUUAUUGUACUUAAUUUUAUGAAUUAUUUCAUUAAACAUGUAAUAUAAAUCACACUUUUCAUAAUAAUGCCCUCUGGUUUACAGCAUUACUGCCCUGACUGAUUGUGUGCUGUGUAUAUCUAUAACUCACCUUCACUAUUCAUUAAACAACAGGACUAAUAUUAAGUAUACAUGUACGUUCACAGCUAAACAUUAUUUCUAUUCAAUUCUAUUCAAUUAAAUUAUAUUAUAUUAAGUUACAGCUGCUAUGUUCAUGUAGGUAUGUUUACAGUUUAAGUAUUUGUCAUUCAAAGCAUUAUUCUAUCUAAAUUACACAAAUAAUUAUAAGUACAAUCACAAAGCUUUAUACAUUCAGGCUUUAUAUAAAGUGUUACUGAAAGAAAUUUUGCUUUGAUGCUUUUUCAUACCUUGUCCUCAAAUAGUACCAAAAAAAAGAAGAAGAAGUAGAAGAGGUGGAGACCUCCUUUCCAUGAAAUUGUUUGCUACUUUAAUGUGUAUGUGUGGGUGAGCACACAAUCUCAUAAAUGUGGGGAUGUUCCACAGGGGAACAAUUGAACCUUUUCUAUUUGUACAGUCCUCUUGUCUUAUACAACAUAUUUGCCCCUACAAAGUAGAAGAGCGCUUUUUCCACAUUUGUAUCUGAACUUGAACAGAACUUAAUCAGAACAUGGCAUUUGAAAGCAUUUUUAUAUAUUUUUAUACAAAAGAAAAAAGAAGUCAGACCAACAGUUCAGAAAAUGUGUGGAAAGGCUUUUGUUUCAAAGUCAUUGUUGAUGUGAGUAAUUUGUACUUAGAGUUCCAUUACCAGAUAGUGUCCAAUGAAUUUUGACAAAAUGUUCAUUUUGAACAUUGAAAAAAAUUCUCACUAUAAACUUAUUUAUUACAUUAAAUGUAGCUACGUUACAGUGUGCCAUUACAUUUUCUUUCCAGAUUUGGUGGAUUUUUAUAGCAUCAUUUGUACCAAUUUUGUACCAUCUGGAUGAAAGAUGAAACAUGCAAAAUUAACUAGGCCAGACUUUACCAACAGACAUUACUUAGAUAUUAAUUAGUAAUCGGUUUCCUGAUGCACAAUGAGGUAGAAUUUUAAAAAUUGUCUUCCCAAUAGAUUGUCAUUGCAGGACAGAUUUACUAAACAGAAUGGAGGCUUAUAAUUAACCAAAUAAUUGGCUUCAAGAAGUGAAUAAAUGCCUUGUGAUGGACAGGCAGCCCUUUGGGAUGAAUUUUCCCACUUUGCUCCAGGUCUUGCUGGAAUUGGCUCCAGACCCAUCACAAUCCUAUUCAAAAUACAGUGGUUACUGGAGAUAAAAGAAUGAAUGAAUAAAAGUGAAUAAUACAACUGAAAUUCUUUUAGUAGGAAGUUCUGGUUAGCAAUGAAAUGAUUCAAUAAAUUCACUCUCUUUAGCAGUAUGAAAUACCAUUUUGUAUUUAAUGCCACAAACAUAGAUAUCACAUUAUCAGUCAGUCUCUUUUCUCCACAAAUAUAAUGGAUGAUCAGUGAAAGAAUGUGCAAUACUCUUCAUUGAUGUGUGUCAUAGCGUAAAUGUCACCCACUCUCCUAAUUACUGUAUCUAUCUUACUCCUGUUAAAAGCCUCUUUAGUAUUAUUGUGUUUAUAUUGGGUAUUUACUUGUUCUUGUGAAUUUCAUAAUUUUAUUCAUCUUUUAAUUGUAUACAAAAAUCUAAAUUUAUAUUAUUCAUAUUUGUCUUAAUCCCUAAUUUUAUUUUACACAAGAUUUUUUAUUGUGUGAUUAUUUUUCCAUAUUAUUGAAUAAAUACACUUUUCAUAGUAA
Molecule: messenger RNA, 5576 nt
Organism: Tachysurus fulvidraco (yellow catfish)
Lineage: Eukaryota; Metazoa; Chordata; Actinopteri; Siluriformes; Bagridae
Gene: kirrel1b
Product: kirre like nephrin family adhesion molecule 1b
Exons: 15
Coding region: 313-2685 (790 amino acids)
Biological process (GO): cell-cell adhesion
Cellular component (GO): cell-cell junction
Molecular function (GO): cell adhesion molecule binding
Source: RefSeq, a predicted model, not a curated record